UUUUAUGGUUGUAUCUGAUACACCUAAUUAUAAAAAUAUAGAACAGUUUUGAUUCUUGUUCUUAGGUUUUAUUCUUUAUCUGUGGUCUGUAAAAACGAAGUAAAAUUUAAUCUCCAAAAAUUACAAUUACAAAUCUAUACUCUGUACUCUAGCUAAAGUUCUAAAACUUCUAAGCAUUCUAUGAUCUGUGUUGUUAAGGUCUGAUAAUGAAAUCUGAUUAUUAAUGUUACAAUUUUCCCAAUUAUAUUUUAAAAAAUGAUUAAGUUACUCUCGAUUCGAUUAUGCACGCGUUAUGUAAUAAGAAAUAUGUGUACACCAUCAACUUCUGGACCAUCUUCGUCCCAAUCUUCUGCCCGUGCACAAUACAGACCAUCUGAGUUCCAGAAGUUUAUCCUAGUUUGGACAAAGAAAUACAAGUCCAAGGAAGAAAUCCCUAGCUUUGUAUCUGCUGAUUUAAUCGAGAGAUCGCGUAGUCAAGCCAGAAUUAAAAUUGCAAAUGUACUCAUGCUUCUAACUGCUCUCGCCAGUUUGGGUGCAAUAUUUGCUGGCAAAGCUGCUGCAAAACGAGGUGAAUCUGUACACCAGAUGAAUAUAGAUUGGCACAAAAAGUAUGAGGAAGAUUACAUUAAGAAACAAGACCCAACAUCUAAAUAAGAAUUAGUUUGUCUAAAUACUGUAAUAAAUCAUGUUCAAUAUAUAACCAUGUACAUAGUGUAUUAAAGAGAUGUAUUCUAUAUUAGAUAAGUGAUGUAGUAAGUUAUUAAAAAGCAAGUAAAA
Achroia grisella is the source of this 777-nucleotide messenger RNA. Its product is annotated as UPF0389 protein CG9231. The coding region runs from base 256 to 654 and encodes 132 amino acids. The record is from RefSeq and is a predicted model, not a curated record. The transcript is spliced from 2 exons. Lineage: Eukaryota; Metazoa; Arthropoda; Insecta; Lepidoptera; Pyralidae.